ACCUGCACAACCAUCCGGCACUUGUGACCGGCGAGACGACUUCGACCACGGCACGGAUCGUUCAGUACAGUGCGGCAGCUACACCAGUGCGAACACGGCACCCCCCGGUCCGGCAGCUGGCCCCGGCAUCAGCCACCGCAUCUGCCGGGUUGGCUGCCUCCCAUCGCGGCACAAUGAGCCAAGCAGUGUGCAAGUGCAGUUGUGCGUGUGCUGUGCGCAUUGUUUUCCGUUUCGGGAUGCGAGAAAUAGCAAAACGAGGCAAAACGUUUUACAGUGCGUCCUGAGAGCGUCGGUUGCAACGGCAAAGCGGUGCAGCGCAGUGCAGUGGCGCAAAGUGCAAUAAACUGAACGAUUCUGUCGAUCGGUCGGUCGGUCGGUCGGUGGUGUGUUGAGGCCAGAAUCGGUUCGGUCCGCGGUGAAUGUGCGAAGGUGAAUGUCACAACCCGUUCGUUACGGUGUUACGGUGCAACAAACAUACAAUUGUGUACACAAAUAAUCGUAACAGAUAAAGCAAAUUGUGCAGCUCGCCCUUGUGCGCGUGUUGUUGUGGGCUGUAGAAAGUGAUUGUGUGUGGGUGUGUGUGAGGUGUAGUUUUUGGGUGGGAGAGGAAAAAAAAACACAGCGCCAGGUUACUAUCGGCCCUGGUGGAGUGAACAUAAUCAAUCACAAGUGUGCGCGAGGCAGCGAACCGUUUGACAGUAUGGCCGACGACGAGAUUCUGUUCGACGACGUGUACGAGCUGUGCGAGGCGAUUGGAAGAGGUCCAUUUUCAAUAGUUCGACGAUGCAUCCAUCGGGAGUCGAACCAGCAAUUCGCGGUCAAGAUUGUGGACGUUGCCAAAUUUACAGCCAGUCCGGGUCUCAGCACAUCCGAUCUGAAGCGGGAGGCCACAAUAUGCCACAUGCUGAAACAUCCGCACAUCGUGGAGCUGCUGGAAACGUACAGCUCGGAAGGAAUGCUGUACAUGGUGUUCGAGUACAUGGAAGGAUCAGACAUUUGCUUUGAGGUGGUUCGUCGGGCCGUGGCAGGAUUUGUGUACAGUGAGGCAGUAGCGUGUCACUAUUUGCGGCAAAUUUUGGAGGCGUUACGGUACUGUCACGAGAACGACAUCAUUCAUCGGGAUGUACGGCCCGCCUGUGCCCUGUUGGCAACGGCAGACAACUCGGCACCUGUCAAACUCGGUGGAUUCGGUUCGGCUGUUCAGCUUCCCAAUGGACGCGAUUCGGUGGAGACGCAUGAAAGACUCGACCCCCAUCGUUCGUUUUUGAGUCCGAGAGGAAAGCUCUACCUGAAAACAGAUAGCGAGGGACGAGUCGGCUGCCCGCACUACAUGGCACCAGAGGUAGUAGCCCGACGGGUGUACGGCAAACCGUGUGACGUGUGGGGCGCUGGAGUGAUGCUGCACGUCCUGUUAUCCGGUCGUUUACCUUUCCACGGAUCCGGCAAGCGGCUACAGGAUGCCAUCGCACGCGGUCGUGUCACGCUCGAUACCCCGGAAUGGAAACAUAUAUCGAGCAAUGCGAAGGAUCUCGUUCUAAAGAUGCUUGCGCCCAAUCCCAUCAGUCGGCCGACCAUAACGGAAGUGCUGGAUCAUCCUUGGAUACGGGAUCGCGACAAACUGCAACGCAUUCAUCUGGGCGAUACGGUUGAGGAGUUGAAGCGGUACAAUGCACGCCGCAAGCUGAAAGCUGCCGUGCAAACGGUGGCGGGUGGCGUAGCGAUGGAUCCCCUCUGCUGUGCGGAUACCGACUCAAUGGCGAUUGGCGCUGCAUCGGAAAGCCUCAACGAGUGGGCCGACGAGGAGGCCGGCCUGGAGGCGAUCCAGAAAAUUCUUGACUCAUUAGACGAUAUCAUUGCUUUACAAGAUGCGAACUGCGAUCCAGAUAUGCUGGCCGGUAUGCUGCGCGACGUCAAGCUGCACGAAUUGCUGCAGUUGUUCGAUAGAAUCAGUAGUUCGGUUAUCAAUCCAUCACGGGCCCCACCGGGAGACGCCAUCAGCCGCUGUCGGGAUGCGAUCGAUGUCAUCUCAUCCACCGCGGGACACAAGUACGUGCGCGAAAAGUCGGAGCUUAUCAACCUGCUCGGAUCACCACACAUUCAGGCUCUAUUACACACGCAUGACGUGGUAGCUAGGGAAGUAUACGGCGAAGAAGCGCUUCGUGUAACGCCACCACCGAUCGCGCCCUACCUGAACGGCGGAAACGAUGAACUCGACAACGGCGAUGCCGGAGAGCUACAGCACGUCACGCGCGUCCGGCUGGUGCAGUUCCAGAAGAACACGGACGAACCGAUGGGUAUCACGCUGAAGAUGACCGAGGACGGCCGGUGCAUCGUGGCCCGGAUCAUGCACGGUGGCAUGAUUCACCGGCAGGCCACGCUGCACGUCGGCGACGAGAUACGGGAAAUCAACGGCCAGCCAGUGCAGCAUCAAACAGUCAGUCAAUUACAGCGAUUGCUGCGGGACGCGCGUGGUUCUGUUACUUUUAAAAUAGUUCCUUCAUAUAGAAGUGCCCCACCGCCGGUUGAGCUAUUCAGGAUAAGACCAGCACCGGUUUUAGUUGAUCAGAUUUUCGUACGAGCGCAGUUCGACUAUGACCCGCUGGACGACGAGCUGAUACCUUGUGCGCAGGCAGGGAUAGCUUUCCGUGUCGGUGAUAUUCUACAGAUUAUUAGCAAAGACGAUCAUCAUUGGUGGCAGGCCAGGCAUGAUGCGGCGGGAGGUUCAGCCGGAUUGAUACCCUCACCAGAGCUUCAGGAAUGGCGCAUCGCAUGCCAAUCGGCGGACAAAUCCCACAAAGAACAAGGAGAGGCAGGACCCGGUUGUUCUGCACAGGCCGAAGGAUGUGAAGGACCCACAGUAGUUAAUUGCUCAAUAUUUAGUCGUAAAAAGAAACAGUGUCGGGAUAAAUAUUUGGCGAAACACAAUGCGGUCUUCGAUCAGCUGGAUCUGGUAACGUACGAGGAGGUGGUCAAAGUGCCGAUCGGCGAUCCAGCGUUCCAAAGACGCACCCUGGUGUUGCUCGGAGCGCACGGCGUAGGACGACGUCAUAUCAAAAAUACGCUCAUCGCAAAAUAUCCGGAUAAAUACGCUUAUCCAAUACCACAUACCACCAGACCACCACGACCGGAUGAGGAGAAUGGGCGAAGCUACUACUUCAUAUCACACGAUGAGAUGAUGGCGGACAUUUCGGCCAACGAGUACCUCGAGUACGGUACGCACGAGGAUGCGAUGUACGGUACCAAGCUGGAGACGAUACGACGCAUCCACGCGGACGGCAAGAUGGCAAUACUGGACGUGGAACCGCAGGCCUUAAAAAUACUUCGAACAGCCGAAUUUACGCCGUACGUUGUGUUCAUCGCAGCGCCGCUGCUGCAAAACAUUGCCGACUACGACGGUAGUCUCGAGCGGCUCGCCAAAGAGUCCGACAUGCUGCGCCAGGCGUACGGUCACUUCUUCGAUCUGACCAUCGUCAACAACGACAUCGGCGAGACGAUAGCGACGCUGGAGAACGCUAUCGACAAGGUGCAUUCGACCGCCCAGUGGGUCCCGGUGUCCUGGCUGUACUGACAAGAUAGUGAGCUAGAAUGUCCCGCCUGUUUGGAGGAUGAGUGCGAUUGCGAAUGUGACUGCGAGCUGGAUCUGAAGUGAAACCGGAAACAGGGCGCAAAUUAAAAACAAAACAAACAAAAAACAAAACAAAACAAAGCUACACCGUUUCAAAGGCACAAACAACAAACUGCUACUGCUGGUGGGGGCACCGACCGGAAGGGUAUAUAUAAAUGGUACCAAACGACGGUUCAUAGUGUUUUAGUAACGAAUCAAAUCAAAUUGGCAACGGGAGCGGUUAUGGGUGGAAUCUGUGGACGGUGAAAGGCAGGGCAGGGGUUGAAUGUACAAAUCUUAGCUUUUCCCUUUUUUUUUGUUUCUUCAAACGCCCAUCGUUAGUUACGUUAUUCCAAAGAGCAUUUUUAUAGUAAAUAUCUAGUGGAACUGGUUCUUUAAUCUUUGUCUUUGAGGUAAGUGUUAUGUUUUUUUGUUAAUCGUUGUACACAUAUUCAUGAUGGGUUUUGUAAGGGAAAGCGAUAGUUUCAUUGUUCUUGUAGCAAAUUUUGAGACAGAAUUAACAACCUUGUGUUUAAUUUGCAACAACGUGAAAACCCCUCUACUUUGUUUUUGAUACGUUGUCAUGCGCGUUUCUACCCGACAGGUCGGUUCUCUAAGUCGGUACCCGACGCGGAAAGAAGAAGGAAAAAAAUAAAAGAAAAAACCAAACCAAAAAAAUUCAAACGAAGUGAUAGAAAACGGAAACAUUCACACACAACAACAAAAAAAAACAAACCACAAAAAAGCAAACAACAAAAUUACUGCAAAGGAGUAUAAUUAUAAAGAUAAUAAUUAAAGCGUACACGAAACAAACUAGAACUCUUUUUAAAAGAACUAACACAAGCAAGCAGAAUAAAUGUACUAGCAACCCUAAAACGCAAAAGAAAAAGGUGCGAAAGCAAACCAUCCCAAGUUACAAAAAUUCCCGUUAAACGCAAGCAAACAACAAACAAACCAACAAAAUCUAACAAAAACAAAUAAAUGCAAACGAUUACUGGAGCGCGCGAGUGAACAAAACAGAAUGAAGCGAAUAAACAAGCAAACGACAAAACCCGAAAAGGUGGAAAUAUUAGUUAGAUUUAAUCUUAACCAAAAUAAACUGAAAAUGAAAAAAAGGAAAAACAAAUGUUAACAUAAUUCAUAAUAAUUAUUAUAAUAACGCUAAAUAAUAAUAAUAAUAAUAAUAAUAAUAAUGAACGAAAUGAAAACAAAAAAAGAGGAAACUUAAAAUCAAGAGAACUGCAAUUCAAAGAAAGUUGAACACAAAAGCAGCAAGAACAACACAGGCAGGCUAGAAAACCCAAACGACAGUUUCGAGGUGAGAGGCGUAGUAAACUAACAAACGAAGUUAAAGAAAAAUACAUAGGUGAAAACUUAUUACGGUUUGAAAUUGGGUGUAGAGAAAGUAAACAAACAAACAAACAAAAAAAGCAGUAAUAUUUAACGAUGUGUUUUCGUGUGGAUUUUUCGUUUUUCGUUUUUCUAGCAAUUUGAACAUUGUUCUAUGAAAAUGGAACACGGAACAUCCCAGGGUGAUAGAGACCUGCGGAAAGAAAGCGAGAAAGAGAAAGAGAGGUGUUCCACUAGGGAUAUUCGAGCAAACGGGGGUUAAAUGUUAUUUCCAACAAUGGUAAAACAUGGUUGUAAUGGUAACAAACCGACAGAAAGAGCUAACGUAAUGAUGCCCAUACAUACACCUACAUACACAGUGGUUAAAAGAUGGGUAGCUCUUGCAAAGAAAUGCAAAACAAAACAAAAAACAAAAAAGAGUAGAAGCAGAUGAGAAGAAAACACUAGCAAUGGAAGAAGAGGCGGUAGUUUGUUGAAAUUCAUUCACUUGUCGAGAAAACCAUUGGGGGCUACAAAAAAUAAGAAAACGAACAUGGUUUUCACAUCUACGGAAACGGUUCCGAGUAAAAACAAACUUCCCAAACGAGUAGAAAACAUUUGUUAAUUGUGUGUACUUGAGGUUAGGGAACUGUUUUGUAAUUAUCUAGUGUAUUAAGUUUAUAUCAUCAUACUUACAUUUCCAUUGUUACAUAUGGUUUUACCUGUUCCAGAAAGAGAGAUACAGAGAGAGAGAGAGAGAGAGAGAGAGAGAGAGAGAGAGAGAGAGAGAAAUAGAAAGAAAGAGAGAGAGCGAAUGAGAGGGAUGAGCUUUCGUUUGUUAUUGUGCUUUUGUUUCAUCGAGUUGUGAUUUUGUUUGCUCUUUCCAAAGCUAAUUCAAGCUUCAAGUGUUGGAAAAUUAUUCACUAAAAUAGCAUACCGCGGACACAAAUGCCAAAUCGCCUUCGUCUGAUUUGUAAUGUGCAGCGAAGAUCGCUGAGGAAAAAGCACACAAACAACAACAACAACAAAACAACGCAAACAAUACAUGCAAAGAGAAGACGCACUUUGUUCUGAAAAAGUGAAGCUUUUCAAAACCUUCAACAGACAAACACCGGCACAAACACUAAUAGUAACACGUAGGAAACUACUGACACGGGGAGUAUGGAAAGCGUUAAAAAUGAAAUUUAAAACACUAUCCAACACCAACCAUUCUGCACCCGGAAUGUUUCGCUGCAUGGAUUCGGGCGUGAGUUGAAGCCGAGGAGCUUCUCUUUGGAAGCACUGUGUCGUUGUAUGUAGUGUAUGAUUUCGUAACUGUCUCUCGAAUCGGAAACAAAGCAUAAAGCACAACACCAUUACCAAGUUGAUGGAUAAGUGUGAAACAAUUAUCCAAACAUUUGCAUUACGCCACCACCACCCUCCAUCUAGUAACAUUAUCGCCGAACCUUAAGACAUAUGUUUGGAACGCUCACGUUAGAGUCAUUUUCAUGUUUUAGCAGACACGCAAACAUACCCACAUAUACACACUCUGACACAUACUAUGCAGUAUGGUUUGGCAAUACACACGCACACACUCACACAAUCGUACGCUACUACAGAGGAACGGGAAGAAAAUAGCAACCCGAACGUUCACAUGCGUAAUGCGAUGCAAAGAAACGUUUUGCUCCGGUAGAAACUUGAUGAAAAAUCAACCUAGGGCGGCAAAUGUGCACAAUCAGCCAAGAAUAUAGCUCUAUACUAGAGCCCAGUACCAUAAACACACAUACACA
Molecule: messenger RNA, 6702 nt
Organism: Anopheles gambiae (African malaria mosquito)
Lineage: Eukaryota; Metazoa; Arthropoda; Insecta; Diptera; Culicidae
Gene: CASK
Product: peripheral plasma membrane protein CASK
Exons: 22
Coding region: 701-3568 (955 amino acids)
Biological process (GO): regulation of neurotransmitter secretion; protein phosphorylation
Cellular component (GO): cell-cell junction; plasma membrane
Molecular function (GO): ATP binding; protein kinase activity; signaling receptor binding
Source: RefSeq, a predicted model, not a curated record